Molecule: messenger RNA, 1961 nt
Organism: Bacillus rossius redtenbacheri
Lineage: Eukaryota; Metazoa; Arthropoda; Insecta; Phasmatodea; Bacillidae
Product: KICSTOR complex protein ITFG2-like
Exons: 5
Coding region: 562-1833 (423 amino acids)
Biological process (GO): regulation of TOR signaling
Cellular component (GO): KICSTOR complex
Source: RefSeq, a predicted model, not a curated record
UUGUUUAUAUUUUUGUUGCAACGGUGUGUGUCGUUGUUUGGGUUUGUGCCUCUGUUGAAUGAAUUUGUAUUUUUUGUACCGUAGCGAUUUUAACAAUUCUUAUGAAAGCCAAUGGUUUUUUGAGGUCAAUAUUGAUAGGAAUUCCAAUUGGUGUGACAAUUUUUGAUUCUGUUGGGUAUGUGGCAAAAGUUGAAGGAAUUUCCAUGCAGCCUGCUUUCAACCCUGGCGAAUCCGAUACAGAUUAUGUUCUGCUGAACCGAUGGUCAGUUAGAAACUUUGACGUUGAUAGAGGAGAAAUCGUGUCCGUGGUAUCUCCCAAAGAUCGAAAUCGGACGAUAAUUAAGAGAGUAAUUGGUUUAGAAGGCGACAUUAUCCGCACUGUUGGCUACAAAACCAGUUUUAUUAGAAUUCCUGAAGGCCAUAUCUGGGUAGAAGGAGACCACAAAAGUCAUUCAUUAGACUCCAAUUCAUUUGGACCAAUUUCUUUAGGCCUUGUUACAGCCAAAGCUCAGUGUAUUGUUUGGCCACCUAAUAGAUGGCAGAAUAUAAAACCAGAAAUCGAUGAAACCAGACGACCUUUCAAUGCAAACUGACAUAAAAUCUUCUAAAAUAAAAAAAAUGCGUUCAGUUUGUUUUGUAAAGCAUUUAGAAUUUGAACUCGAAGGAAAUGUUUUAAGCCAUGCCAUAGGAUUGGGAGACAUUGACAAUGAUGGAAACAAUGAAUUAAUAAUAGGUAAUAUAAAUGGUGACCUGACAAUCUUUAAGGAAGACAGAGAAUGGCAGAAGAUAUCUGGAUUGGGAAUGAUAACCGCUAUUGGAGUGGGUGAUGUUUUUAACAUUGGAUGCAAUGCUUUGGUUGUGGUUUGUGGUGAUGGAUGGUGUCACAUUUUAUUGAAGUCAACUCGUGAAAUAAAAGACCAACAAGAAAGUAAACUUGAAUCAGUCCAUGUGCAAAGAAUACCAGCAAAUACAAAGGUGGUGCUACUGGGGGACAUGGACGGGGACGGCGGCCAGGAGCUGGUGCUGGGGCUGACGGACAGAGUAGUGCGCUGCUACCGCUGGCUGGCGGAGCAGGCGGAGGGUCCUGGGGACCGGCCCGUCUGCGGGAGGCUGGUGGGACUGCACAAGUGGGAGUGCGCCAACCAGAUCGGCACCGUGACCCUCAACUACUCUGCGGACGGCAGGCCCUGCCUGCUGGUGGCGCAGCCGGGAGGCACCUUCUUGAAGAUCCGCUGCAACGUGGCGUCAGCUGAGAACACAGAUGAUCUUGCCAGCACCUCCGUGGACUACCACCCCUUGACUUCAUCACGCAUGCGCAACCCAAACGUCUCGACUGGAGUCCUUGGCUGCAUCAGGCCGCCGGGGGUGAAGGAGGACGACAAGACGUGCAUGCGCUACGCUGUGGCCACCCUGGACGGUACCCUGAUGCUGGUGCAGAACGAGGAGGUGUUGUGGUCGAUCCAAGUGGACCACCAGCUGUUUGCCCUGGACAAGCUGGACGUGACCGGGGACGGCGCCGAGGAGAUAGUGGCAUGCUCGUGGGACGGCCAGACCUACAUCCUGGACCAGCGCAAGUGCUGCGUCAGGUUCCAGCUGGAGGAGUCGGUGCGUGCUUUCUGCUGCGGCCGCUACACUCUGGGCUCCUCCCGCGCGCCCACGCCCGUGUUCAUCUACAACACCUUCACGAACAAGGUGUACGUGUUCCACGACAUAAGCCUGGCCCGCAUGGUGGUUACUAACCAUCAAAGUGUGGUCCAGAGUGUUGCUCCGCAGUUAAAUAGAAGAAAUUCUCAGUUGCUAAUGGAAUGGUGCCUGUAUGGUCGCAAAAGAUAGUGUUUGUAGAGUUUCAUUUUUUUUAGUUACUUCUGUGCCUACUACCACAUUUCUUUCCUAAAUAUUGUCUGAUAUUUCUAUUUAUAAAUUGUGUACAGUUAAAAUAAAUAAAGUUGUCCUUAAUAUUA